AGGAGGCGGCGAUCCCGGCGGAGGGGGCCGUUCGCCAGCUCGGAGGCAGAAAGUGCCACGACUCCACACGCGCGCACGCAGCCAGCGAGCGGCCGGAGCGGACGGCAGACGGGGCGGACGGCGUCGGGGUCGCGGUGCCUGCAUCUGCUCGGGAACUGCUUCUCAGUGGAGGCUCGGCCGGCUCCUCUCUCACGGUUCCGCGGCGGCGGCGAAGGCGGCGGCUCCAGCCCUCUCGCUCUCCCUCUCGCGUCUCCGGCUGCAGGUGAAAGGGAAGCGAGCCAGAAUGGACAUUUACGACAGUCAGACCUUGGGGGUUGUGGUCUUUGGCGGAUUCAUGGUUGUUUCUGCCAUUGGCAUCUUCCUGGUGUCGACUUUCUCCAUGAAGGAAACGUCAUAUGAAGAAGCCUUAGCCAACCAGCGCAAGGAGAUGGCAAAAACUCACCACCAAAAAGUAGAGAAGAAAAAGAAGGAGAGAACAGUGGAAAAGAAAGGGAAGACCAAGAAAAAGGAAGAGAAACCCAACGGCAAGAUACCUGACCAUGAGCUAGCACCCAACAUGACCAUCCUCCUUAGAGAGCCAGUGCGGGCACCUGCCAUGGCUGUGGCUCCAACCCCAGUCCAGCUUCCCAUGGUCAUUGCCCCUGUUGCCACAGUGCCAGCCAUGCCCCAGGAGAAGCCGGCCUCCUCCCCUAAGGACAAAAAGAAGAAGGAGAAAAAAGUGGCAAAAGUGGAACCAGCAGUCAGUUCUGUAGUGAAUUCCAUCCAGGUUCUUGCGUCAAGAACCAUCUUGGAAACCUCUCCCAAGGAGGUGCCCAUGGUGGUUGUGCCGCCAGUGGGUGCCAAGGCCAGUACCCCAGCCACCAGCACUGCUCAGGGCAAAAAGGCCGAGGGCGCCCAGAACCAGGGCAAGAAGGCCGAGGGGGCCCAGAACCAGGGCAAGAAGGCCGAGGGGGCCCAGAACCAGGGCAAGAAGGCCGAGGGGGCCCAGAACCAGGGCAAGAAGGCCGAAGGCGUCCAGAACCAGGGCAAGAAGGCCGAGGGGGCCCAGAACCAGGGCAAGAAAGCCGAGGGCACCCAGAACCAGGGCAAGAAGGCCGAGGGCACCCAGAACCAGGGCAAGAAGGCCGAGGGGGCCCAGAACCAGGGCAAGAAGGCCGAGGGCGCCCAGAACCAGGGCAAGAAGGCCGAGGGGGCCCAGAACCAGGGCAAGAAGGCCGAGGGCGUCCAGAACCAGGGCAAGAAGGCCGAGGGGGCCCAGAACCAGGGCAAGAAGGCCGAGGGGGCCCAGAACCAGGGCAAGAAGGCCGAGGGGGCCCAGAACCAGGGCAAGAAGGCCGAGGGUGUCCAGAACCAGGGCAAGAAGGCCGAGGGGGCCCAGAACCAGGGCAAGAAGGCCGAGGGGGCCCAGAACCAGGGCAAGAAGGCCGAGGGGGCCCAGAACCAGGGCAAGAAGGCCGAGGGCGCCCAGAACCAGGGCAAGAAGGCCGAGGGGGCCCAGAACCAGGGCAAGAAGGCCGAGGGGGCCCAGAACCAGGGCAAGAAGGCCGAGGGCGCCCAGAACCAGGGCAAGAAGGCCGAGGGGGCCCAGAACCAGGGCAAGAAGGCCGAGGGCGCCCAGAACCAGGGCAAGAAGGCCGAGGGGGCCCAGAACCAGGGCAAGAAGGCCGAGGGGGCCCAGAACCAGGGCAAGAAGGCCGAGGGGGCCCAGAACCAGGGCAAGAAGGCCGAGGGGGCCCAGAACCAGGGCAAGAAGGCCGAGGGGGCCCAGAACCAGGGCAAGAAGGCCGAGGGCGCCCAGAACCAGGGCAAGAAGGCCGAGGGCGCCCAGAACCAGGGCAAGAAGGCCGAGGGCGCCCAGAACCAGGGCAAGAAGGCUGAGGGCGCCCAGAACCAGGGCAAAAAAGUGGAAGGGGUUCCCAACCAGGGGAAAAAGGCUGAGGGGGGUCAGAAUCAGGGCAAAAAGGCAGAUGGGAGUCCCAACCAGGGCAAAAAGGCGGAUGGGAGUCCGAACCAGGGCAAAAAAGCAGAGGGGACCCCCAACCAGGGCAGAAAGGCAGAUUCAGUUGCUAAUCAGGGCACGAAGGCAGAGGGUGUUACGAACCAGGGGAAAAAAGCAGAGGGGGUCCCCAGUCAAGGCAAAGGGGCAGAGGGAACACCAAACCAGGGCAAAAAGGCAGAAGGGUCCCCCAACCAAGGCAAGAAGGUGGAUGCGGCUGCUAAUCAGGGUAAAAAGAGAGAGUCACCUCCCAUCCAGGGCAAAAAUACAGAUAUGGUCCAGAGCCAGGAGGCACCAAAGCAAGAGGCUCCUGCAAAGAAGAAGUCUGGUUCAAAGAAAAAAGGUGAUCCUGGGCCCCCAGAUUCUGACAGCCCUCUCUACCUCCCCUACAAGACACUGGUCUCCACGGUUGGGAGCAUGGUGUUCAACGAGGGAGAGGCCCAGCGGCUCAUCGAGAUCCUGUCUGAGAAGGCUGGCAUCAUUCAGGACACCUGGCAUAAGGCCACUCAGAAGGGCGACCCUGUGGCAAUUCUGAAACGCCAGCUGGAAGAGAAAGAAAAGCUGCUAGCCACAGAGCAGGAAGACGCGGCUGUGGCCAAGAGCAAGCUGCGGGAGCUCAACAAGGAGAUGGCUGCAGAAAAAGCCAAGGCGGCAGCCGUGGAGGCCAAGGUGAAGAAGCAGCUGGUGGCGCGGGAGCAGGAGAUCACGGCUGUGCAGACGCGCAUGCAGGCCAGCUACCGGGAGCACGUGAAGGAGGUGCAGCAGCUGCAGGGCAAGAUACGGACUCUUCAGGAGCAGCUGGAGAACGGCCCCAACACCCAGCUGGCCCGUCUGCAGCAGGAGAACUCCAUCCUGAGGGACGCCCUGAACCAGGCCACAAGCCAGGUGGAGAGCAAGCAGAAUGCGGAGCUGGCCAAGCUCCGGCAGGAGCUCAGCAAGGUCAGCAAGGAGCUGGUGGAGAAGUCGGAGGCCGCACGGCAGGAGGAGCAGCAGCGGAAGGCUCUGGAAGCCAAGGCAGCUACCUUCGAGAAACAGGUCCUGCAACUGCAGGCAUCGCACAAGGAGAGCGAGGACGCCCUGCAGAAGCGGCUGGAUGAGGUCAGCUGGGAACUCUGCCGCACACAGACCAGCCACGCCAGCCUCCGGGCAGACGCUGAGAAGGCCCAGGAGCAGCAGCAGCAGAUGGCCGAGCUGCACAGCCAGUUACAGUCCUCUGAAGCAGAGGUGAGGAGCAAAUGUGAGGAGCUGAGUGGUCUCCACGGGCAGCUCACGGAGGCCAGGGUGGAAAACUCCCAGCUCAUGGAGAGAAUCCGAUCCAUCGAGGCCCUGCUAGAGGCGGGCCAGGCCCGGAAUGCCCAGGCCAGCCGAGAGGAGGCCGACCAGCAGCAGAUCCGCCUCAAGGACCUGGAGUCCCAGGUGUCGUGUUUGGAGAAGGAGGCCACUGAGCUCAGGGAGGCUGUGGAGCAGCAGAAAGUGAAGAACAACGACCUCCGAGAGAAAAACUGGAAGGCAAUGGAGGCGCUGGCCACUGCUGAGAGGGCCUGCGAGGAGAAGCUGCACUCCCUGACCCUGGCCAAGGAGGAGUCGGAGAAGCAACUCCGCCUGACUGAGACGCAGACCAGGGAGGCCCUCCUGGCUCUGCUCCCUGAACUCUCUGUCUCGGUACACCAGAGUUACACUGAGUGGCUGCAGGAGCUCAAAGAGAAAGGCUCUGAGCUGCUGAAGCAGCCACCAGCUACCACGGAGCCCCCUGCGGACCUGGCCUCCAAGUUAAGGGAGGCUGAGGAGACCCAGAGCACCCUGCAGGCAGAGUGUGACCAGUACCGCACCAUCCUGGGCGAGACGGAGGGCAUGCUCAAAGACCUGCAGAAGAGCGUGGAGGAGGAGGAGCAGGUGUGGAAGGCCAGAGUGGGCGCUGCAGAGGAGGAGCUGCAGAAGUCACAGGCCACAGUGAAACAUCUUGAAGAGAUUGUAGAGAAGCUAAAAGGAGAACUUGAGAGUUCAGAUCAGGUGAGGGAGCACACCUCGCAUCUGGAGGCAGAGCUGGAGAAGCACAUGGCAGCCGCCAGUGCUGAGUGCCAGAACUAUGCCAAGGAGGUGGCAGGGUUGAGGCAACUUUUAUUAGAAUCUCAAUCUCAGCUGGAUGCAGCCAAGAGUGAAGCCCAGAAACAAAGUGAUGAGCUCGCCUUGGUCAGGCAGCAGUUGAGUGAGAUGAAGAGCCACGUAGAGGAUGGUGACAUAGCUGGGUCCCCGGCUGCCUCCCCAGAGGCACCCCCAGCCAAGCAGGACCCUGUCGAGGUUAGGGCGCUAAAGACGCAGCUGGAGCGGACAGAGGCUGUCCUGGAGGACGAGCAGAUGCAGAGGCACAAGCUCAUGGCCGAGUUUGAGGAGGCUCAGACUGUGGCAUGUCGGUUACAAGAAGAGCUGGAGAAGCUCCGCUCCGCCGGGCCCCUGGAGUCUUCAGAAACAGAGGAGGCCGCGCAGCUGAAGGAAAGACUAGAAAAAGAGAAAAAGUUAACAAGUGACCUGGGGCGUGCUGCCACCAAACUGCAGGAGCUUUUGAAGACAACCCAGGAGCAGCUGGCACAGGAGAAAGACACAGUGAAAAAGUUACAGGAACAGCUGGAAAAGACAGAGGACGGUAGCAGCUCACAGGAGGGCACCUCUGUCUGAGCCUCCUCUGUGGAAAACGAAGUUACUGUUCAACUUACCAAAAUGCCUUACACAUUCCUUACAUAAACCAACCAACCAAUACAGCGUUAUCCAGGCCCAACUUCCGGUAGCUCCAAGAGAAGCCAUUCGAGACAAGAGUCUCUUAGAGCCACAGAAAUAGAUCUUCCAGACCCCCGUUUGUGAAAGAACCUUUGUCACAUUUGAUAAACACUAUUCCCGGGAGCAGCCCAGGACCGUGCCGCGCAGACGCCAAAGCCCUCGUCAGCCCUGUGCCAGCCCCCACGGGUGUGCCAGGAGGCCGCCGCUCUGGGGAUCUGUCCGUCAGUGCAAUUGUCUUUUCUCAGUGGGGCAGGGCCGGGAGGUGGCCGGGACCAGGUGGUAAGUUCUCGAAGGCUGUGGGGCAGACUGGAGGGCGCAGCCCAGCCCAGAGAGGCAGCAGCCCCACACCCCUCGAAGUUGCCAAGCAGAACUGACGUGUGACCUCCUGGAUGUUAAUGCCAUUAAAACCAACGUUGUUGCCCGGC
Lemur catta (Ring-tailed lemur) is the source of this 5193-nucleotide messenger RNA. RefSeq names its product ribosome binding protein 1 (gene RRBP1). Bases 284 to 4669 code for a protein of 1461 amino acids. The record is from RefSeq and is a predicted model, not a curated record. Gene Ontology annotation, cellular component: endoplasmic reticulum membrane. The transcript has 24 exons. Lineage: Eukaryota; Metazoa; Chordata; Mammalia; Primates; Lemuridae. Gene Ontology annotation, biological process: protein transport.